UAGAUUCGUGCACUUUAGUAUCUGCAUUGAAUCCAUCCAUGAACUUUAAAACUGCGAGUGUGUUCCGACUGCAGUAAAUAGUAACCUUGAACACGGACUGUUGUUGUAUGUUAAUCAAUGUAAUACUCAUCAGUGAAUUAUAUCAUUGUUUAUUGAUCUUUAUUACUCAGAUUAAGUGCGUUAAUGUGACAGAUGUCAGACUGUGACCCGCUCAAGAAGCGCCAAAGGCUGCUGGAGUCUGAAUCCCUUCAUCACGGAAGGUCUGAAGAUGCAGAAAACCAAAGUAAAGUCCUUCGUCCUGAAGGUUCAUCUAAACCCCAAAGAAAGAGACCAAUACCGGGCAAAAGCAGUCAGAACUCUCUGGAUCUCUGGCUGCAGAAGAAGUCCAGUGUGACCCGGACGAGUCCAGCCAGAACUGACCUCUCGAGCUCAUCCGAGGAAAGGCCGUCGACAACAGAGCGAGACUCCGCGACCGAACCCAGACGAACCGGUUCUGUUCUGGUGUCGGGAGAUCCGGACGCGAACACAGAGACGCUGCAUCAUCAGAGAGAGACGCGCAAAAUCACACACUUCUUCACAAAAACUCCAGUUAAAGUCGCGUGUAGAAGGGCUGCAGCAGUGGCUGAUGGGAAGGCGCUCAGCAGUGAUGUCACCAGGCUGGGCGUUCCUGUCGCUGACCUGAGGAGGGCGCCGGUGUGCAGCGGCCCCUUGCCUGCCCUUAAACCCACCGACGGGCACACGGUCAUGAUCAGGACUGACCUAUUGGAUCCUGGGAAGGUUCCAGUGCCGUAUCCCCCUCCAGAGAAACGGAGUGACUGCUGGGAUGAUUGGCACGUGAAAAUGCCCUGCUCCGAACACAACCUGUUCCCUGCGGACAGUACGACUCUCCAGAGCCGAUGGGAUUUGAUUCAUCAAGCCCUGAGCAUCCCGUUGAAGUCUUCUCAUGAUGUGAAGGAUGCCAUAUUGAAAUAUAAUGCAGGUCAAGCGAAAGCAUGGAACUUCUCAGCUCUGCAUUCAUACUGUAAGGGUCUGCAGGAAUCUGAAGCCGAGCAGAUGUUUGGAGAGCUGCUUCCAGCCAUGGCACAGCUGGCAUUGAGAGCGCCGAGCCUCUUCACACAGCCGAUUCCUUUGCUGAGGACGCAGCGCUGUCGCUCCAUCACGCUGUCGCAGGAGCAGGUGUCGAGUCUGCUGGCGAACGCCUUCUUCUGCACAUUCCCUCGACGCAACUCUCGCAGGACAGACUUCAGCAACUAUCCUGACAUCAACUUCAACAGGUUAUUUGAAGGUCCGUCCCCGAAGAAACUGGAGAAACUCAAAACCCUUCUGUGCUACUUUGAACGGAUCACACGGCACAGGCCCACCGGUCUCAUUACUUACACCAGACAGUGUCUGCCGCGUCUGCCCUCGUGGGCGAGCUCAGAGAAGCAGUUCAGCAAGCUUCACAUCAGCUGUGACGGAACCAUAGAGAAGCAGGGCUACGGCAUGCUGCAGGUGGACUUUGCCAACAGGUUCGUUGGGGGAGGAGUGACCGGUUCUGGUCUGGUUCAGGAGGAAAUCCGUUUCCUGAUCAACCCAGAGCUCAUCGCCGCUCGCCUCUUCACUGAAGUGCUGGAGGACAACGAGUGUCUGAUCAUCACAGGUACAGAGCAGUUCAGCAGAUACUCUGGAUACUCCGAUACCUACAGAUGGGAUGGUAACCAUGACGACCAGACGCCGAGGGACGAGUGGCAGCGCAGGGUCACUGAGAUCGUCGCCAUCGACGCCCUGCAUUACAGAAACUUCCUGCAGCAGUUUCACCCCGAAAACAUGACGAGAGAACUCAACAAGGCCUACUGCGGUUUCACUCGUCCUGGAGUCCAGACAGAGAAUCUGUCCGCCGUGGCGACGGGUAACUGGGGCUGCGGAGCGUUCGGUGGAGACACGCGACUGAAAGCUGUGCUGCAGAUGAUGGCGGCAGCAGAAGCAGAGCGUGAUUUGAUGUACUUUACUUUUGGGGACGCGGAGCUGGUCACAGACGUCCACCGCAUUCACACACUGAUCACACGUAAUCAUGCCAGCGUAGGAUCAGUGUUCAGCAUGUUGCAGCAAUACUAUGAGCGUGUGAUUAAGGAAACGUCAAGAGCUAAACCUCAGAAAACACUUUACAGCUUCCUCUCUGAGCACCUCUGACCUCUGACCCCUGACACCAGCAGCUCUGACAUGAUCCCUGCAUUGUUUUCUGUACCUCAGACCUCACUGUAUGAUCCUCAAUAAAUCUGUUUUAAUUGUU
This is a messenger RNA of Ctenopharyngodon idella (grass carp), 2269 nucleotides long. RefSeq names its product poly(ADP-ribose) glycohydrolase-like. Gene Ontology annotation, biological process: regulation of DNA repair; nucleotide-sugar metabolic process; carbohydrate metabolic process. Bases 193 to 2169 code for a protein of 658 amino acids. The transcript has 17 exons. Gene Ontology annotation, molecular function: poly(ADP-ribose) glycohydrolase activity. NCBI's taxonomy places the organism in Eukaryota, Metazoa, Chordata, Actinopteri, Cypriniformes, Xenocyprididae. The record is from RefSeq and is a predicted model, not a curated record. Gene Ontology annotation, cellular component: nucleus; cytoplasm.